Exaiptasia diaphana is the source of this 1258-nucleotide messenger RNA. RefSeq names its product protein ALP1-like. NCBI's taxonomy places the organism in Eukaryota, Metazoa, Cnidaria, Anthozoa, Actiniaria, Aiptasiidae. The record is from RefSeq and is a predicted model, not a curated record. Bases 33 to 1232 code for a protein of 399 amino acids. The transcript has 4 exons.
UAUGUCAUGUUACGUGGGGAUCACGAGGAACUAUGGGUACAGAAAUCCAAUAUGGCGUACUCUCGAAGGUGAGCUUGAAAUAUGUAUUAAAUACUUUAAAUUUCAGCGACAUGAAUACCUGUUAUAUUAAUUAUCGUCUUUUACAAUAUUCUAGAAAAGAUUUGGAUGACAUCUUAACAGUUAUGAUGUAUCAGGACAGUAGUUCUGACGAGGAUUCUAGUGAUAGUGACGAUGACCUUGAUCUCCUUUUUCUUGAAACUCUUUUUCCAACACCAGAAGCAUCAUGUACUCCUCGACUAAAGCUGGAAGACCUUAGUGACACUCAAUGUCAACAGAUGUUUAGAUUUGAAAAGCAAGAUCUAUAUCGACUAAGAGAUGCUUUGCAAGUCCCAGCAAAUUACAUAUGUUCUCAAGGGACGAAAGCCACUGGACUAGAGGGUCUUUUAAUAAUGCUACGUCGCUUAGCUUAUCCAAAUCGUUGGUGCGAUCUGCAGUCGUUAUUUGGAAGAAGUGAAUCGGAACUCAGUCUUAUUUUCAACGAAGUGAUUGAUGACAUCUAUGAAAGCCACCAUCAUUUAAUUGAUGCACUUGAUUUGGUUUGGCUUGAUCCACAAACCUUCUCACAAGCUAUUCAUGCCAAGGGUGCACCACUGGACCAAUGCUGGGGUUUCAUAGAUGGGACCCCACGACCAAUUGCACGACCAAUUAGAAGCCAAAGAAUCAUGUAUAGUGGGCAUAAAAGGGUUCACUGCUUGAAAUUUCAGUCUGUGCAGGCUCCCAAUGGYCUGAUAGCACAUCUCUUUGGACCUAUAGAGGGCAGAAGGCAUGAUGCUUUCAUGCUUGGGGAGAGUGGUCUUGCUGACAAGCUGAGGCCACUCCAGAGGCCUAAUGGUGAACCAUAUGUAAUCUAUGGUGAUCCUGCAUAUGGUCUCACAAGAAACAUCCUUGCCCCCUUCCGAGGUGCACAGCUUACUCAUGAUCAACAAGAAUUCAACAGGAGAAUGAGCAAACUUAGAGUAGCAGUUGAAUGGGGUUUUGGAAAAAUUUGUCAACAAUUUGCUUUUCUUGAUUUCAAAAAAAAUAUGAAAGUUUUACUUCAACCAGUGGGCAAAUAUUAUGUGGUGGCAGCCUUACUGACAAACUGCCAUACAUGUUUGUACAAUUCACAGACAGGAAGAUAUUUUGAAUUAUACCCCCCAAGUUUAGAGGACUAUUUGUCAAACACUAGAUAAAAAGAGAGCAAAAUAGUGUUUUUCAU